Messenger RNA from Aphis gossypii (cotton aphid), 1648 nucleotides. RefSeq names its product MAPK/MAK/MRK overlapping kinase-like. The record is from RefSeq and is a predicted model, not a curated record. Gene Ontology annotation, biological process: intracellular signal transduction; protein phosphorylation. Gene Ontology annotation, molecular function: ATP binding; protein serine/threonine kinase activity. The transcript is spliced from 3 exons. NCBI's taxonomy places the organism in Eukaryota, Metazoa, Arthropoda, Insecta, Hemiptera, Aphididae. The coding region runs from base 104 to 1540 and encodes 478 amino acids. Gene Ontology annotation, cellular component: nucleus; cytoplasm.
CGUUAUAAGUUAUAAUAAUAUGUUCAUAUUAUGCAGUAGAAAUAUUGUACAUAAUAAUUAAUAAAAAUAUUUUUGUUUUACGUUUUAAGUCUUAUUCGACCUAAUGUUACCUAAUGUAUCACCAUCUUGUAAAGACAAUUCUAAUAAUUUUAGAACUGAAUUUGAUCUAAAGAAAAAAAUUGGUGAAGGAACGUUUUCCGAUGUAUGGUUAUGUGUGCAACGAAAUAGUGGACGAGAAUAUGCGGCAAAAAUACUGAAAAAAAAUUAUGGACAUCAAGUAGAUGAUGACACAUGGAACGCCAUAUCCGAAGUGAAUGUAUCAAAAUCGGUGGGAAAACAUCCAUUUUUACUUAUGCUAGAAAGCGCAUACCACGAAGAAGAAACGGGAAAAAUUAUUUUAGUGUCAGAAUUAAUGAAAAAAUCAUUAUAUGAUAUCAUAGAAAACGGGGAAUGCCCUUUAUCAGAUUAUAGAAUUAAAACUUAUAUGUACCAAAUGUUGGAAGGUUUGAGGUAUUUGCACGAGAAUGGCUUUAUCCAUAGGGAUAUCAAACCGGAAAACAUUUUGCUGAGAUCACGGGACAAGCUAUUGAAAAUUGGUGAUUUUGGAACCACUUGUCACUACACUGAUGGUCAUCCUUACACAGAGUACGUGGCAACUAGAUGGUACCGCUCGCCCGAAUGCUUGUUAACACGGGGUUGGUACAAUUCAAAAAUGGAUAUUUGGGCUACGGGAUGUGUACUUUAUGAAAUAGCCACUGGCCAACCAUUGUUCGAUGGUCGAGAUGAAAAUGAUCAGAUGGAAAAGGUUGAUCGUGUAUUAGGCAGCCCAGACCAAAGAUUAAUUAAUAAAUUCAUGAAACAUAAAUCUGAUGUAUUCGUCGCACGAUACGAGAUUAAACGAAAUGAAAAAACCGCUGGAAUUGGACUGCAUUCGGUAUACCAACCAUACCGGCCGGCAUAUGAAUUAAUCAAAGAUAUGGUAGUUUAUGAUCCAUCCAAGAGGUAUUCCGCAGAUAGAUUAUUACGAAAGGCGUACUUUUAUGAGAUUAAGAAUACUGGAUAUGAAUAUAAAAUGAGAGAGUUUGACAAAUUCUUAAGAAAUAAAACAAUAAUCAGCUUAUCUAAGAAUGAACAACCACAAAAUACAAAUAUUAACAGACAACCUUCGUUAAUUAAAAAACAAGGUCCUGGUGGAGAUCGUAUACAAAAUUUGUUGACACAUUCGGGAAAUGCUGAAAUAUUUGAUAGAUUAUCUGAUGUUAGUCAGAAAAUAGAACAUGUUAAAUUGGAUAAAAAUAAGUCAAAUUCGCAUAAAAUAUAUUCAAAGGUCAAUAUAAAAAAAGCUAUAAUCAUCCCAGAACCUGAAAAUAUCCAUCUGGUAAAUCGAAAACAAAAUCCAUCAAAUAAAUGCUCAAAGGAUAAUACAAAAAAUAUUUCUCCAGUAAAACAAAUGUUGACAACCUCAGUAUCGACUUUAAACAGAGGCUCAGUAAUAAAAAGUGUUAGAAAUAAAUUAGUCAACCGUCCACCGUUCAAAUGAAAAAAUUAUAUGGUUUUUUUUCGAAACAAAAUUUCUUAAACACAAUUUUAAUAACAUUUAAGCUGUAGUAAAUUGUAUUUGAAAAAAUAACAACAUAAUACAACGUAA